AUGGCGAAGCAAUCAUUCGAGGCCAGGAUGGCCGGCUUGGAAAAAGCCAAAGCGCCGCCAGAACAGAUCUUAGAGGAAGCUGCAAGCAUCCUGGGACUCCAUCUCGAGGCGACCAUUGCACGCUGCUCCACCGAUUCACUAUACACAGCGUUCCCCAACUCUCAUGGUUUCAAGGAGCAAUGGGUCCUGCGAUGGCUUCUGAAGAAGCUUGGUGCCCUGGAGAAAUCAUCGGAUAGACAAAGGAAAGUUGGCGCGUCUCAAAGAAGUUUGAUGGUGUCCCCCAAAUUCUGGUCUCUCCUUCUCAACCUAACUCGUUCAAUACCUAACGAUGUGUGCUCGGAGAUUCUCCUCGAGCGAGACUUCCAGCCGCUGCUGAUCACACUUAUUCGAGAGCUCCUUCGUGUGGAAUGCUCCGAGCUCAGUGCAGUCGCCACCAAGGAUGACGGUGCCGAAGAUGGGAGCCGUCCAGCGAAAAGGACACGAUUGUCACCCGUGUUGACCAGCCAAACCGCAGUGCCCUCCCAAGAGACGUUGCUAUGGUUAGCGUUACAAACAGGAACCCGCUGCGCCAGCUUGUCCAGCACGUCGAACUCUUCACAGAGUGCGGGAAGUCGUACCGCUCUAAUAAAGACCGCCACAUGGAGUGAUCACGCUGCUUUACUGGGCAGCUUGCUCGAGGUGGUGGUAUUCAUCGUGAACAACAGUACGGACGCUCCGGAUCCGGAUCUUAUGUCCGCGUUACUGGAGACUUUACUGUCUUCUUGGGAUGCUGUUGGCCCAACGAUUCGGAAGAAGGGCGAUGGACAGGACCCGGCUUUCUCCUCGCACUGCCUUAUCCCCUGUCUGCAUCUGCUCGACAUCCUGGCCAGACCACAGUCGAGCCAUAGGUCCUUUGUACGAUCGAGACUUGCGCUUGAGCGCCUGAUUGCGCUGCAUGUCGUCUUCCCGCUACGAAUGACAUUUAACGAACAAUUCGCUAAAAAAUGGAGAACCACGACAGACGUUUUGCUUUACGAACAGAUGGAAACCUUGCUGAAGGCCUACAGCGAUCUCCUUCCCUCUGAGAGUGAACGGCCUAAAGGGCUCGAGGCUCAUCCUGCACCAGUCGUCGAGGAACUUUCGUGGAUUAUCCUUGAUGUAGCUGCGCGCUCAAUGCCCAUCUCAGACUUCCGCAGGCGACAGUUAGAACAACCCUUUGUGGACUCGUUAUUCAUUUGGCUUGUUCAUGUCAGCUGGCCUCGCAUCCCCCAUGUUACCUCGACUGGAGUCUUGCAGCAGCCACUUCCCGUCGGCCCAGCUUCCGGGCUUCAGGAUAAAUGGGCACCAUCCUUGGAACGUCUAGUCGAAGUCGCCCACACGAGAAAGCUGCACGUCAGCCUGCGGAUAAUUGUUUACGUUCUACACACCGUGUUGGCAACACACACGGAAUCGGCUCAUUGGAGCCUCUUGGUCAAGAUUAUUCAAUUGGAUCUGAAUAUCUUGGUACCCCAUUCUGGUCUGUCCACUUCCGCGGGCUUCCUGGAGCAAGUACUGGACCGAAUCGAGUCAAGCACAGUCUCUCAGAGUACUUAUGUUCUGCUGCGGGAUGAUAUUAUUCGCCCCCUGCUCCGCAGCUUUGCCCGCUCAAGGGACCUGGACGGUUUUGUCGCUAGCUGGCAACGGAUGCUCGCGGAGGCAAUAAGAGUCCGUUACACCUCGAGACAUGAUCAAAAAGACAUCCCCGCUGUGUUGGUCUGGGAAGACGAGGACGUCUUCGACGAAUUCAAACCACUUAUCACUGUUUAUGCGCCACCCAAUAUGGGUCAGCGGAUGCUGGAAAGUUUGAUUGAGCCCGUCGAAAAGCUCGGCCACAAAGUUGGGUCCACGGCAGAAGUCUGUGCGAGACUGGCCAUCUUCUGCGCCGUCGUGGAAAGCAUGUCUUCCGAGACCAACAACAUGAGGUUCGGCCACGAACAAUUGGUGCUUCUAUUUCUCGGGGCACUAAAUGCUUUGUCUCGAAAUACCGACUAUCAAGGUCAACGCUGGAGAUUAAGGAGACUGAUUGGACUCCUCAUGCACCGUAUAGAUGGCAAGGCCCUACCCAUUGAGACUGACUCUCUGCUGAACUCUACCCAUCACUUCGUUUCUCUAAAGGACCUUCGGCCGUUCGAUAAGAUUGAUACUGGCGAUCAGGCUGCCAAGUAUCUCGAAUAUCGUGAAUGCUUUUUUCUCCUUGUCCAACUGGCUGCAAAAUCGAAGCAAUAUCAACCAAAACUGGAAGCAGAGGUUGGUCGCUUGGCAGAUCUACUGCAGGGCCUGGAUCAACAUCGCGAGACCCUGUGGGAUGGGCGUAGUGCCACAUGCAACAGCGUUCGCGAAUUGGUGGCUGCAUGUGUCGGCAACUUGCUACAAAGACCUGAUAUUUUCUCCAUGUACCCCGAAAGCUUCAAGGAUUUCGUUGAGGCCUGCCUAGAGAACAUUUUUCGACCUCUGCCACAAGAUUCUGAUGUCGAUUCUCCACGGGACUUGCAUGGUCUGUUGCUGGCCGUGCUGGAAGUUGAGGACAUUUCCCGGAAUCCUGUUCUACGACAGCUGGUUUUCGAGCACGUUGACAAGAACCUACAGUCGAUAAACAGAAGCAGAAAAAUUUGCACGAGACUUCUGCAAUGCCUCUCGACGGAGACCAUGAGCAAGCCAGUAAUAAAGAGCUUUGUGGCUUCAACGCUCUGUCGCCUUUUUGAAGAGUGUAAGCAGCCGAAGAUUGAAGCUAUUUCGGAUGAUUUGUGCCUCUUAGCUUGGUUGGACUCGGCAUUCCCAGGUGCAUUAAUUGACUACAAAGAUUGGCAAAAGUGGAUUGACUUCGCUGCGUCUGUGCUCCAAUGGAACGUUGGAGAGUCCUCGGGAUUGAAGGUGACGAACAAUCAGAAAUACGUGUCACUCUAUUUGACAGCUUCACGCAUCUUGGACCGGAUCUUCCACUCAAUCUCGACACGAACCCUGACCGUCUCGAAACGCUCUGCGAAGGAGAUUCUCGCUUACAUGGUGGCAACAGUCCAGAAUCUAGAGGCUCACGGUGACGACUCGGUGUCGCUAUCCUGCUUGCGCAUCUUUCUUGACUUCGCCUAUCGAUUGGGCAGCGCACUGGACAGCGGUGACCAACGCAAGGAUGUUGAGUUCUUGCAAACAAUUCUGGCAAGGCGUGUGAAAGAGGAAUCUGACAAAGCUCUUCCCGAUGCAUCCAAUCCUGGAAAUCUCCUGAGGCUGCACCUAAUUGUUGACACACUCCAAUCUCUUGAUCAAGGCGGCUUAACAGUUGAGUCACGGAACAUUGCGUCGGUUAUCCGGGGAAAGCUCGUGCAUGCAGGAACAAUUCCUAAGGGGGAAUGUGCUGUCAUGCAAAAUCGGCGAGUGGAGCUCUCCCUUCGACGUCAGUGCAUCAAAUCCACAGUGAUGCCCGAUGAACAACAUGCCCAAGAGCUGGCCUCGUUAACCACGUCUGUGGACAACUACUAUACCAACGAGGACGCCGCAGUUCUUGCUGCCGAGGCAGAUGUAUUGGUUUGCCAACUUGAACCAGCCACCUGGCCUACAACGCUGGAGUAUCUUCAAAAGAAGAGCGAGCAAGUGAAAUAUCAGCCAGCAUGUGCCUUUUUCGUGGCAUGCAUCUUAGGGCGUAUCAAGAUGCAACACAUGCUGCAAUCCCCGGCGUUGGUUCAGGCCCUUGCGGAGGUUGUGUGUAUGACCACAACGACUACGCGACUGAGCACUGGCGGGCUACUUCUUGCCUUAGAAAACAGCAAAAGUGCACUCGAGCUCCAUCCCCUAGUGGUGAAUCAAUCGGUUCUAGAUCGAUUGCUUGCAUCCAUACACGCCCUCGCUUCUGCCGGACCCGAAGGUCCGCGAUCGCUGCGGACCAGAGAUCCAGAGACAGAUCCCGGACCAGGCGACAUCUAUCAAAGGGUAUGUGGGGUCAUUGGAGCUAUACUUGGAAGACACCGGAGACGCCUCACUGAUCGUUAUCAUCUGUUGCUUCCGAUAAUGCAAAGCCUUCUACGAUGUCUAUUCUGGCCCGGUCGUAAAGCGCUUGAAAGUCAACGAGGUGCAGCUGCGAAUGCUAUCAAGUCCUUCGGCAAGUCGCUGCCCAUUUGGGUGCAUGAAUCUGAAGAACCCCUGCCGCUAUCAUCGGCAGCACAGUUUGCUCGUCUACUGUCGUCAGUCUCCAAUCCCACCGUGUCAGCCGCACGAUCGUCAAAUAAAGGUGGCCACAACGAGCUGAAUGAUGCAGUGAACAGAGCGCGGAAAUUGGCAGGACAGCACAUGCAGUAUCUUGUCAUGGAGUACUGUCGAUGUGUUCUUGAUGGGCAAAUCACGCCGUCGAUGAAGGAUCAUUUGAUGCCCGGCAUGUACAGGGUCAUGGACGCUCUCGACAGAGACGUCAUGAGGGCCAUGAAUGCAGGGAUGGAUCCAAGCAGCAGGACUAUAUUCAAGGGGCUCUAUGACAGUUGGGUGCGAUUUGGCAAAUGGGACAAGAGUUAG
This is a messenger RNA of Fonsecaea multimorphosa CBS 102226, 4515 nucleotides long. RefSeq lists its product as uncharacterized. Gene Ontology annotation, biological process: ribosome biogenesis. The coding region runs from base 1 to 4515 and encodes 1504 amino acids. NCBI's taxonomy places the organism in Eukaryota, Fungi, Ascomycota, Eurotiomycetes, Chaetothyriales, Herpotrichiellaceae. The transcript is spliced from 2 exons. The record is from RefSeq and is a predicted model, not a curated record. Gene Ontology annotation, cellular component: nucleolus.